CCGCCCUCAAGAAGAGGGGCUACGACAUCACCCGCAACCCGCACCUCAACAAGGGGAUGGCCUUUACACUUGAAGAGAGGCUGCAGCUUGGGAUUCAUGGUCUGCUUCCUCCAUGCUUCUUGAGCCAAGAUGUUCAAGUUCUCCGUGUCAUGAAAACCUAUGAGACCAAAUCCAGUGAUCUAGAUAAAUACAUUGUCCUUAUGACAUUACAAGACAGAAACGAGAAGCUUUUUUACCGAGUUCUGACAUCAGACAUCGAGAGAUUCAUGCCCAUAGUUUAUACUCCGACAGUUGGCCUGGCCUGUCAGCAGUAUGGCCUGGCUUUCAGAAGACCACGUGGGCUGUUUAUCACCAUUCAUGACAAAGGCCAUAUUGCAACCAUGCUCAACUCCUGGCCAGAAGAAGAUAUAAAGGCUGUUGUGGUGACUGAUGGAGAGAGAAUUUUGGGCCUCGGAGAUCUGGGCAGCUACGGCAUGGGAAUCCCAGUGGGGAAGCUCGCCUUGUACACGGCCUGCAGUGGCGUUCACCCACAACAGUGUCUCCCUGUCCUGCUUGAUGUUGGCACAGACAAUGAGGCUCUCCUGAAUGAUCCACUUUACAUUGGACUGAAGCACAAGCGGGUACGUGGGAAACAAUAUGACGAGCUGAUUGAUGAGUUUAUGCAAGCAGUUGCUAACAAGUAUGGAAUGAACUGUUUAAUCCAGUUUGAAGAUUUUGCCAAUGCCAAUGCUUUCCGUCUCCUCAACAAAUACCGCAGCAGAUAUUGUACAUUCAAUGAUGACAUUCAGGGUACCGCCUCUGUUGCAGUAGCUGGCAUCUUUGCAGCCUUAAGAAUCACGAAGAACAAACUAUCCAACCACAAAUUUGUUUUCCAGGGAGCUGGAGAGGCUGCGAUGGGCAUAGCUUAUCUCAUCAUUAUGGCCAUGGAAAAGGAAGGCAUUUCCCAAGAGGAAGCCAUCAAAAAAAUCUGGAUGGUGGACUCCAAAGGCCUGAUUGUCAAGGGGAGGAGUCACCUGAACCAUGAGAAAGAAAUGUUUGCUCAAGAUCAUCCCAACGUGAAAACACUAGAGGAGGUUGUGCAAAGAGUGAAGCCAACAGCUAUUAUAGGUGUGGCAGCCAUUGCAGGGGCUUUCACUGAACAGAUUUUGAAGGACAUGGCAGCUUUCAAUGAGAGGCCCAUCGUAUUUGCCUUAAGCAACCCCACAAGUAAAGCAGAGUGCACAGCUGAGCAGUGCUACCGCCUCACAGAGGGCCGAGGUAUAUUUGCAAGUGGGAGUCCUUUCCCUAAAGUGACCCUGCCCAAUGGACAGACCUUCUUCCCCGGCCAAGGAAACAAUGCCUAUGUGUUCCCGGGAGUGGCACUGGGAGUCAUCGCCUGUGGGGUCCGGCAUAUCUCUGAUGAUCUCUUCCUCACCACUGCAGAGUCUAUUGCUGAAGAAGUCACAGAAGAGCACCUGGCUGAAGGGAGAUUAUAUCCGCCCUUGAGUACCAUCAGAGAUGUGUCCUUCAAAAUUGCUGUUAAGAUUGUUGACUACGCCUACAAACAUAAUCUUGCUUCUUGGUACCCAGAACCCGAAGACAAGGAAGCCUUUGUCAGGAACCUGAUCUACAGCCCAGAUUAUGAAUCAUUUGUCAUUGAUAACUACAGAUGGCCCCAAGAUGCCAUGCAGAUUCAAGCUGUGUAGUUUCUAGUAAACUCUGAGCCGUAACUGCCCAUGGUUCUUUCUAGCCUAGUGUUAUAAAUGAAUAUUGAAGCUUGCAAAAUCUUAACCUGUAAAUUGAUUCAAGCACUUUCUUACUCCAGCUGCCUUUUUCCUUUGUGAACACCUGAAUAGGGAAAAGCAGAGUCAACAGAAGGUUCUCAGUACUCCAGUGGCAGGGACAUAACAUGCCCAUGCCUUACUCCUAUAGAUCGUGCAGUGCCAAUUUCCCAUUGAUUUAAAGCACUCCUUCACCUCAAGUGAACAGCAGUUUCCUCUCCACAGCAUUUUGCUUUUGGACAGAAACAAAUAGUAGAUGAUAUAUUCUAGAAUAGCAAGGAUACAGUGAAACAUAAUGCCUCAGGAACUGGAUGGGGUCCUUUCUUCCCCAAAGAGGUUUGAUUGCUCCAACCUAUGUAGUUGUUCACUGAUUUCUACUUAAAAA
Gavialis gangeticus (Gharial) is the source of this 2145-nucleotide messenger RNA. It is a transcript of the gene ME3, whose product is annotated as malic enzyme 3. Gene Ontology annotation, molecular function: NAD binding; malate dehydrogenase (decarboxylating) (NAD+) activity; malate dehydrogenase (decarboxylating) (NADP+) activity. The coding region runs from base 57 to 1685 and encodes 542 amino acids. Gene Ontology annotation, cellular component: mitochondrion. Gene Ontology annotation, biological process: malate metabolic process; pyruvate metabolic process. NCBI's taxonomy places the organism in Eukaryota, Metazoa, Chordata, Crocodylia, Gavialidae. The transcript has 15 exons. The record is from RefSeq and is a predicted model, not a curated record.